GGAAUUGCUUGUGUGUUUGGCAACGCAAUGUUUCCUAUGCCAGCAGUCGCCAGAAGCAGCAAUAGUUUAUGUGUACACCAAGGCAGAUCGGCAGAUCACUCAAAGACCAAAGAAGGAACACUCACCGAGUUCAACCUAAUAUUACAAGUGCUGCGCCAGCACCGGCCAUCCUGCGCAAACACUUCCGGCGCAGCCAUUGCAACAUGCUUGCAACAUGCUUGCACUGGCAAAGAGCAACUGACGCAUUUGACUUGUCACUUGAGCUAGCAACCGGUGACAGCAGUCUUUGUCACAGCAGUCUUUCCGAGGGUGCAGCCAUGCCGUACGAUUUAGCCAGCGGCACAGACUCUGAUGGUAGUUCCGCAAGUGAUGCAGACUCGGACAGUUCUGGUGCACGUUGCGCAGGCUUCCGCAUAUUCCGACGUGCCCAUGCCCGCGUGGCGCUAGGGGUGGAGGAUCCAAAAGCUCGACUUGCCCAGGAAUAUCAGUUAAAGGCGGAUGGUGUGUACAGAGGUGCGCAAAAAGUUCGGACCGAACUGACUUGCAUACAGCAGUGGCUGACUCGGGAUAACGAGCUGCUGCUUCACAAAGACUGCAUCUCGUACAUGAUAGCUGACCGGGCCACAGAGGUCAUUCUCAUGGACCCAGAGGACCUGGAAGUGCGGGCUGUUUUUGCUGAUGCCGGCAGGCUUGUUGGUAAGCGCAAGCACGUGGAUGUUGCAAUUCGAGUGCCCAAGAACGACACGCAAGAGAAGGAGAGCAAGGAAGAGAAGAAGAAGGUUCUAGGCUUUCCGAAGUUCCGGUACUCAUCUGCGCAGACAGGAGUAUCUUUUGGUGGCAAGGUCGAGGUAGAGGGCGUACAUCUUGGCUGGAUCUUGGCUCACGCGGGUCCAGACAGAGGGUCGCCCAUCACCCAUAUUCAGAGUCCACGAACCCCAAGUCAAGUCAACAGGCGAGCCUUUUAUGCAGCUGCAGAUGAGGGGCAUGGUGAGGCUGAGCCGCUUGACUGGCUGACAGAAGAAGACUUGAAGGACGGCCCAGAGGACCCUUACUACAAGGUGACACUGAAACAAAGGGAUAGCCAAAGCUGGCCUUUUGGCGCAGCUGCUCUUCGCACCUUCUUCGAAGCAUGCGCGGUCUACAUCUUCACGAUUUACUUGGGCUCGGAGCCAGAUGAGUACUACUUGGAAAACUUUCAACAGCCGUGGAACAUGGCGAGCAAUGGCCGAUUCAAAGUACCGUGGCCGUUUGUAACACCCGAACGAUGGCGCGCCCCUGGCUCUGAGUACAUAUUUCAACUGUUUUGGUGGACAUUCCUUGCUGGACUGCUGCUGAAAGUGUUCCUUGCGUCCUCGUGGCACCUAUUUGAUAGAAGCAGACUUGUGCGACACAUCCUGGCUGCCGUGUAUCCGCUGGCCAUCACGGUGCCGUUAAAUCUUUACCUACUUUACUGGUAUGCUGCGCUGACGAACUGCCGGCAGUGUGCUGAAUGGCAUUGCGGCGCUUACAAUUCAUCUAUUGGCUGGAAUGUCGAUGCAGCUGCCUUUCAGCAGGCUGGUGGUUGUGGCGUCUCCAACUUUGAUGAUCUUCUUCAGAACUACUCCCGUUUUGUUCGUAGAGAGAGGCAGCAAUUUGAGGAGGCCGAGGCAUGCGAGUAUAGUACCAAUGGUGCCAUCGUCAAUUACUUUUUCCACGCAAACUGGAAUUUUAGUUUGCAAGGGGGUGCCUGUGGCGGCAACGGCUACAGCAGCAAGGAGUGGGUGCUUGUCACCAUGUUGGAUAGCCUAUGCGGAAUUGGCACUUUGCAGCCUUUGCUACUCAAGGGCUAUGUUGACCCCCCAAGCGGGAAAGACUUGCCGUGGUGGAUGUUUGCCGGAAGCAUUCCAGGGAAGAAGGACAAUUGCUCAGUUUUGGAAGGAGAAGCCGCGCCCAGCUUUUCAUCCUACGUUUUCUACCGCGCGUCAGAGAAAGACGCCUACACAUAUGGCUCUGUUUGCUUGUGUGAAGAUGCUCGAGGGCACGUGCACUGCAUCCGCAAGCAAGCCGGUUCUGUGGAUCGUUGCAUGUACUUCACAGGGCAAAGGGUUCUCCACGGUCCCAAUCUCGAGUUUGAAACGGUGGCAUCCGGGCUCCAUAUUUUCCCGGCCUUCGAGAUGCUUUUGCUGCCCAUUUUCGCCUUUAUCAGCAUGGCGGCCUGGGCGCAAAUUCCACUUGGGUCCCUGGAUAAGACAGACGAGCGCCUGAUCACAAAAUCUCAGCUGGAAAUCCUCGAUGUGUUUCUCUUCUUUCUGGGCUUUAUUGUCCAGGAUCAAAGCGACUCCACUUUGUCGACUACCAUGUUUGUCCCGAGGUUUACCUCCUUGAGCUGGCUGAGUUUGGUGAUCAACGUCUGGAGUUUCGCGUGGGUCACGCUGUACCUGUCGUCUUCUCUGCAGAUCUUCUGCCGCGUUUUGGACGCGGACCCGGACAAGACGCCGAAGACCUGGCGGGACGUCAAGGCGAUCCUCAGGGACUUGGAGCACGCCGUGGCUCGGGGCGAAGGCUUUGGAGAAAAAGCCGAACACGCCGCAUCCGUUCCAUCCGUUCCAUCCGUUGCAUCCGUUGCAUCCGGCUCUCCAUCCGUUCCCUUCGUUGCGGGCUCCGCUUCGGGCUGGGCCUUGGCCCGCGCGGCCGCGCGGAAGCAGCUCGUGGUCUACGAGAAGGAGAUCCAGAAGCGGAUCAAGCGAGGCAGCUCCAUCUGGCUACAGACGGACAAAGAGGAAGAGGAGGAAGAUAGGGAAGAUGGGGAAGAUAGAAGGAAUAAGAAGGAGAAGGAAGGAAGGAAGAAGGAAAUGGAGAAGGGAAGGAAAGAGCAGGAAAUGCGAAUGGGAGAAACGAAGAAGGAGAAAGAGAAAUUGAGGAGCAGUACGUGCUCGGAGUGCUCGAGGUGGCGGAAGUGGACCAUCGUGUGGAGCCCCAAAGUCAAGGACCUGAACAUCGAAGAGGACUGCCCAGUGACGCUGUACGUGACCGGAGCCUGGCCUUGGUCCACAUGUCCAGCGGAUGUGUGGUGUUGCCAGAGUGUUGAGGAGUAUUUGCAGAUGAAAGGUCUUGACGGUCUUGCUGACCUGCCGCAUGGGGUUAGGCGCCUGGACUUGCGGUACUCGGAGCUGUCGCAGGUCAUGGCCACGUCAGGUUACACCUGCUGUGACUGCAGAUAUUUGGGCUGGCUUGGCUGCUGCAAACGGCAGCCGCGUUUCGAAUGGAAAAAGAUCAAGGAAGAGGAUCCUCGAAUAUCCUGCCGCCACCCAGGUGGCCCUGACCAGUCUGACAUCUACUACGAUAAGGCUGCAUUUCACUGGUUUGAGCGAAAUCUGGAGUACUUCAAUAUGUGGCGAGGAGUUCUUUGUUUGGAGAUACCGUUCGGCAUAGUUCGUGCCUUUGAUUGCAUGUUCCUCGGUGGUUUCAGCAACACCUUCAAUGUAAUUCUCCUCAUCAAAAAUAUAGCGUUCACCAUCUUUAGCAUCGCCUACUGCAUGGUUUGCGGCAAUCCUCGUUUAACAUGCGGGCCUUGCUGGGACAAGCCAGUCGAACUAAUAUCAAAAUGCAUCGUCAACACGAAGAUUGGAAGUGUUAUCAAGCUUUCUGUGCUUAUGCCGGUGCGCAUUGUGCUGGAGGCACUGUCUUGCCUUGGCCGGGAAUCUGCGGAAAGCAGAAUGGCGGAAUAUGAGAUGCAGCUGCGCAUGGCUACAUUGCAGAUGGCCAAAGGGGGAUCCAACCAGGAGCUUCGGCACCGACGCCGCUUGCUGAGCGCCUUGAUCCGCCAGUACGGCGAGUGGCUGGAGGUGACAGAUGUUAGGUCAUUGAUGAAAGUGCGAAAGAAGGUCAGGGUGAAAGACUUCAUUUGAAGCUGUGCGUACCAUGUGCGUACCACAAAUCCUUUACUGUGCUGAAGACCACGUCACCUGGAGCACCGUUCUGUUGGAUUUCGAGCAUGUUCAAUUUGUAAUUCCGAAGACGACACAUGGCUCGCUUGAUCUGCAGCCUUCGAGCGUUCGAGAACGCUCUGAGCCGAAGCCCGUGCCAACUCUCAGUGGG
Molecule: messenger RNA, 4077 nt
Organism: Effrenium voratum
Lineage: Eukaryota; Dinophyceae; Suessiales; Symbiodiniaceae
Source: the annotation of a GenBank genome assembly